This is a messenger RNA of Heterotrigona itama, 2301 nucleotides long. The record is from the annotation of a GenBank genome assembly. NCBI's taxonomy places the organism in Eukaryota, Metazoa, Arthropoda, Insecta, Hymenoptera, Apidae.
AUGGAGAGACCCCAGGGGCAAUGGGGCCCCGGGCCGGGAUCUCUCCAGGACGGGGGACUGUACCCGCAGCAACAGCAACAACAGCAACAGCAGGGCUCCUCCUCGUCCGGCAGUCCACAGCAGGCCUGUGGUCCCCCUGUCGAGGGAGAAAGCGGUCCCCCGCCUUCGUUGGCCUCUCCCGUGCCCUCACCGUAUCCCUCGGCACCGCCUGAGCCUCAAGCCUUAACCCCACCUGACGACGAUAUACAAUCGAAUCAAGCCACCUCUCAACAGCAACAACAGCAACAGCAGCAGCAGCAACAGCAACAACAGCAACAACAACAGACGCAACAGCAAGUUCAGCAGCAGCAGCAGCAGCAACAGCAGCAAGUUCAGCAGCAGCAGCAGCAACAGCAACAGCAGCAACAACAACAGCAACAGCAACAACAGACGCAACAGCAAGAUCACUCGCCUCAACAGCAAUUAACGCCGCACGAGGUGGACCGGAGCGAUUGCUUUCCCGGUGCUGGAGAACUGCAGCAGUAUCCACAGCACUAUUUCAAGGAUGCGAGGCCGCAUCCGUCGCCGUCGGUACCCCCGCACAUGCUCACUCCCGGCGGUUUCUCCGCGUUACACUAUCUCAAGCAGCCGGGCGUGAUGCUGACGUCCCUCGGUCAGGGUGACGGCGGACCCAGCCUGGACGCCCACCAAUACGCAAGUCCCGGGGCACCGAACAUGGCGACUGGGUUGCCGGAUAUCGUGCAACAGAGCGGCAAGUCCGGCAAGGGGGCGAACAGCGAUCUGCGUUUGUUCAAAUGUCUGACGUGCGGGAAAGACUUUAAGCAAAAGUCGACGCUGCUUCAACACGAGCGGAUCCAUACGGACAGUCGGCCAUACGGGUGUCCAGAGUGCGGGAAGCGGUUCAGGCAACAAUCGCAUCUAACGCAGCACCUGCGCAUACACGCGAACGAGAAGCCGUAUGCUUGCGUGUACUGCGAGCGUACGUUCCGGCAGCGUGCCAUCCUCAACCAGCAUCUGCGCAUCCACUCGGGUGAGAAGCCAUACCAAUGUCCGGAGUGCGGAAAACACUUCCGUCAGAAGGCGAUCCUGAAUCAGCACGUCCGCACACACCAAGGCGAGCAUUUCUCUCUGCCUCCCAGACUCCCAGAGGGCGUCCACCACACUGACCCAUUCACCGACGUGAGUCCGCAUCUGAUCUUCAAGAAUGGAAUGACGCCGACACUCUGGCCGCAGGACGUACCGUUUCCACCGGAGGAAGGCAAAGAGGAGGUAGGAUCGACGUUCGGCGACACGGACACACAGUCGGGUGCGUUCAGCCCGGCGCCGGACGCCAACUCGAUCCAGUAUCCAGCAUACUUCAAAGACCCGAAGGGCGGGAAUCACGCGGUUUUCGGUGCUGGUGGCACCGGUAGCUUCGGUGCUCUCCAGUAUAUCAAGCAACAGGGCGGCAGCAAGAGCUGUCUGCCGGACGUGAUACAGCACGGCCGCUCCGCGGGGAUGCCGCUGUACGUGCGAUGCCCGAUCUGCCAGAAAGAGUUCAAGCAAAAAUCGACGCUACUGCAGCACGGCUGCAUACACAUCGAGUCGAGACCGUAUCCUUGCCCAGAGUGCGGCAAAAGGUUCAGGCAACAGUCGCACUUGACCCAACACCUUCGCAUCCACACGAACGAGAAACCGUACGGCUGCGUCUACUGCGGCCGUAAUUUCCGUCAGCGUACCAUCUUGAAUCAACAUUUGCGCAUCCAUACCGGCGAGAAGCCGUACAAGUGUCAACAGUGCGGCAAAGAUUUCCGUCAGAAAGCGAUACUGGACCAGCACACGCGCACCCAUCAGGGCGACCGGCCCUUUUGUUGCCCGAUGCCAAACUGCAGGCGGCGUUUCGCCACCGAGCCCGAGGUGAAGAAACACAUCGACAACCACAUGAACCCACACGCGGCCAAGGUGCGUAGGAACUCAAGCAGCGACUCGAAACCGCCGGGCACACCGGCUGGUUUAGGCCCUGUCCCCGUGCCGAGGGGACUUACGCCAACCGUGGUGAAGCCAGAGCUCUACUUCCCGCAGUGUUACGCGCCCGCGUUCAAUCAUCAACCGCCAGUGUCGACGGCGCAGUUCCCGGCCCAGGCGAACGGGGUUUCCGUUAGCGGCGAGUUCAAACCACCGACCGGUCUGCCGCCGCAGUGACUAACCGUCCAUCCUGCCGCCUACUAGCAAGCAGGAAUACCGCUGAGAUUUCAGCGAUGCUUCGGUCACGCGUUACAGACCGACGCCGCCACCGCUGCCGCUGCCGCUGCCGCCGCCGCC